UCAUUUCGAGUGUUCGUCAUCGGUUCUUGGCGCGCGUGUAAUUCAUUCGCUCGUACACCGUACACACCCUACUCGUUAAUUAUUCCGUGCAACAUCAUUCUCGCCGGUCAUUCGUACUCUCGUACGAUCGUGCGAGAAAUCGAGGCGACGUGUUCAAACGCGACGAUUUCCACCAUGAACGCGAACCGCAAAAGUUUAUUUAUAAAGAUAGUUCUUCGUUACGUAGUGUACCACUCGUCAGUGAAUCGAUGACAGUCGAGAGGAAUGGCCGUCGUAAUUUCCAUCGGCUGUUUCUCGGUCGUCAGAGUUUCGUUUUUCUUCGUCAUCCUCCUCUCGUUGUACGCUUCCGGGGGGAUUCUCGGCGAGAAAAUUUGCCUCGGGGAUUCCGCGGAUAUCGGAGAGAUCGAAUCCAAGUGCUCCUGCGACGUGAAACCUUGCCUGGCGAUCUGCCCGCCGAAAAACGCGACGGCGGCCAACGACACACGUUCGCCGGAAAACGAGGACGCCGAUAAUCUCGACGGGAUACCGGAAGUCCACUCGACGGACCCGACGGUCGACCCGGAGGGUGGCAGCGAACCCCUGGACGAGAGGUUUCAAAUCGUUCGGUGGUACCCGUGCAAAGAUGCGGAAGCCUACUUUCUGGAGCCGGAAGCGUACGCUUCGGACAGAUAUUACCUACUCGGGAACGGUUCGCUCCUUCUCCCCGAACUCGCAAGGGACCUGCAGUUGAUCGAUUUUGGCAAUUACUGCUUCAGACGGAUCGACGACAGUUCGAAUUACACGCCGGAAGUGUGCGCGUUGCAGCAGGAUUUCGAAUCGCCGCCGGACAGAACCGCGAAUUACGUAGGCGCCCUGAUUUCCGUGCCGUUUUUGAUCGCCACGAUACUGGUCUACUCCGUUCUGAACGAACUGAAAAAUCUUUACGGGGCGACGCUCAGGUGCUACCUCUACUGCCUCGUACUCAUGUACGUUUCCGUGGUCACCGAUGGAAUAAAACCGAUUGACUACAGCGCCGGUGCUUUUUGUUUGUUCGUCGGAUACACGAUCUACUUUUCAUUCCUGGCCAGUUCCUUCUGGUUGAACGUCAUGUGCUUCGACAUGUGGAGGAGAUUCGGGGGGUCCGAAGUGAUCCGUGGAACGAACUACAACCGAUUCAGAAACCGUCGUUUCUUGCUGUACUCCGUUUACGCCUGGGGUUGUCCCACCGUUUUGACCGCUGUUUGCAUCGGCAUGGAAUUUACUCCGGAUAUGCCGGACUGGAUCGUGCGACCAGGAUUUCUGGAGAACGCUUGCUGGUUUGCCAGAUACGCCGGAGGUUUGUAUUUUUACGGGCCGAUGGGCGUGACGAUCGCCUGUAACGUUUGCUUUUUUUUCGCAACUUCGAUAAAAAUGAUCCAACACAACCGGCAAACGAGACUUCACCUCGCCAGCGCGGACAGUCAACGACACGACGAUAAGAGAAUUUGGUUCGGUUUGUACCUGAAGCUAUUCGUGGUGAUGGGCAUCACCUGGUCGACGGAGGUGAUUUCCUCGGCAUACGAGAAUCUCCAGUACAUCUGGUACGUCACCGACAUGAUAAACGCCCUCCAGGGUCUCCUCAUAUUCGUAAUAUUCGUCUGCAAACGAAGAAUCUGGACGUCGUUGAAGAAUUGGUUUACCGGUGUCCAAGUGACCCGCGAAGGCUGCGUUUUCGCCGGUAGCAAGAGCACCUCGAAAUCGGGUUCCACCAACGACAGCUUCGCUGGCCCCUCGUCGAAUCCCGACGGCGACGAGUUGCUAGCCCUCAGAGAAAUAAAAAAAUCUUCGAUAUGAAUUGAACGGGGACACAGGAUCGACCAUCUGCAACUCGAACCUCGUCCGUUCGCCCUGAACAAGCUUACGCGUAGCUAGAUUAUAAACGACCGGCUGCGGUUGAAGCUAUUACGUUGUUUCCGCGACGAUAAUCUUCACACACACCGGUCAGCGGACGAGGUUUUUUACAGGAAGAUUUGUUACUAUCUUUGCAACGAUAACGACGUUAUUUACAAAGUAGAUCAAGAUGCAGUUCACUUUUGCGCAACGCGAUAAAUAAAUCUUUUAUCACUAAUUCUUCGUCUGUAAGAUCGAGUUACGCUGAAUCGUAACGUUUUAAGAAAAUUUUUGUAAAAAAAAAAAAUUGACCAGGGAAAUUAUUUUCACUUAUUCUGUGUCAAACGCCUUUAUUUUUCGGCCUUACUUUCUCAUCGACUGUUCAAAAAUCCCCACUUAUUUUCAAACUAAAUUUUCCCUACCAAAGUUACAGACGGACUUCACCCUCGAAGUGAUUUUGCAAUUUAUUCGGAGAUCUGAAAAAGGAACUGGGAUACGACGGUAACGAUGGAAACGAGUCGGAGGAACGUUCUUUAUUGAUCAUGAGCUACUGAGACCAGUCCAAAAAAAUGUCCGAAUCUUG
Athalia rosae (coleseed sawfly) is the source of this 2431-nucleotide messenger RNA. RefSeq names its product G-protein coupled receptor Mth2-like. NCBI's taxonomy places the organism in Eukaryota, Metazoa, Arthropoda, Insecta, Hymenoptera, Athaliidae. Bases 265 to 1812 code for a protein of 515 amino acids. The record is from RefSeq and is a predicted model, not a curated record. The transcript is spliced from 5 exons. Gene Ontology annotation, cellular component: membrane. Gene Ontology annotation, biological process: cell surface receptor signaling pathway; G protein-coupled receptor signaling pathway. Gene Ontology annotation, molecular function: G protein-coupled receptor activity.